AUGGAAAGGAUGAACAAUGUCACAGAAUUCAUCCUGCUGGGCCUCACCCAGAACCCAGAACUGCAGAAAUUCCUAUUUGCUGUGUUUUCAGUCACCUACUUGACCACACUGGCAGGUAACCUGCUCAUCGCAGUCACCAUCUUCGUCAGCCCCGCCCUGGGCUCUCCCAUGUACUUUUUCCUGUCCUAUCUGUCCAUUAUAGACGGUUUCUACUCUUCUUCCAUAGCACCCAAAAUGAUCUUUGACUUGGUCUCUGAGAAGAGCACCAUCUCCUUCCAUGGAUGCAUGACCCAGCUCUUUGCUGAACAUUUCUUUGCGGCUGCUGAGAUCCUCUUGUUAAUUGUCAUGGCCUGUGACCGCUAUGUGGCCAUCUGUAAGCCCCUGCACUACCUCACCAUCAUGAGCCCACCUGUGUGUGGCUUUCUCGUGGGGGCAGCUGCAGUCUUGGCGUUUAUUCAUGGAGGCAUCCAGAUUUUGUUUAUGGUCCAGUUGCCAUUCUGUGGCCCCAAUAUCAUCGACCAUUUUUUGUGUGACUUAAUACCGCUCCUCGAGCUGGCCUGUACAGAUACUCACAUCUUGGGACCCCUGAUUGCUGCCAACAGUGGGUCCCUGUGUUUCCUUAGUUUUUCUAUGCUGGUAGCUUCCUAUGUCAUCAUCCUGCGCUCUCUGAGGACUUACAGCUCUGCAGGACGUCAAAAAGCCCUGUCUACCUGUGCCUCUCAUAUCACCGUUGUUGUCUUAUUCUUUGUACCUUGUUCAUACCUCUACCUAAGGCCCGUGGCCUCCUUCCCCACUGACAAAGCUGUGACGGUGUUUUGCACCCUCGUGACACCCAUGUUGAAUCCUUUAAUCUAUACCCUCAGAAAUGAGGAAGUGAAAAAUGUCAUGAAGAAGUUCUGGGGGAAAAUCUUGAAAAGUGAUGAAAAGAAAACUUUUUUCCUCCAAACUUAA
This is a messenger RNA of Lepus europaeus (European hare), 951 nucleotides long. Its product is annotated as olfactory receptor 4C45-like. Gene Ontology annotation, biological process: G protein-coupled receptor signaling pathway. The record is from RefSeq and is a predicted model, not a curated record. Gene Ontology annotation, molecular function: G protein-coupled receptor activity; olfactory receptor activity. NCBI's taxonomy places the organism in Eukaryota, Metazoa, Chordata, Mammalia, Lagomorpha, Leporidae. Gene Ontology annotation, cellular component: membrane.